AACAAACUGGAAUAAACAGCUGUUUUUAAUUCAAUGGGGGCAUGUUAAAAUUGCGAAACAUUGCAUUUUAUUAAGAAAAAUUGUAGAAGUCACGAAAUAAAACAUGCUUCUACAUAGAGCGUUAUGUCGCAGCUGGACCCGGCAAAUUGCCGAACCAUUAUUGCCCAGUUACAGUAGUAAAUUACUGCGACCACAUACAAUAAUAGUGCGCUCGAUGCGUAGCAGUCCACGCCAUCAGCGUCCACCACGUAGCGGCAGCCUACAAACAUCGCCACCAUUCGAGAAUUAUACUUUGGGUGGAGCAGUGCCGCCAAGUAACGUAGUGAAGGCUCUUGUAUUCACGGGCGCGUUCAGUGUUGGAUGCUUCAUGAGUGUAACUAUACUUGAAUAUGAGAACACACGUAAUAUGAUGAUAGAAAAGGCACGUCAAAGUAAAUUUCCUUGGCUACGAAGACAAAACGUCAGCCAGGAGAGAAAUGUGUGGCAAGAACUAAAACAGGAAGUGAAACAACAUUGGGAUAAACUUACACCCGGUGAGCGGGUGUUUGUGCCACUUUGUGCAUUGAAUGUAAUAGUAUUUGGACUUUGGCGUGUACCAUCAUUGCGUAACACUAUGAUGACUUAUUUUUGUUCGAAUCCUGCAGGACGUGCCGUUUGUUGGCCAAUGUUCCUAUCGACUUUCAGCCACUACUCAAUGUUCCAUUUAUUCGCCAAUAUGUAUGUUUUGCAUAGCUUUUCCAACGCAGGCGUUUUGUCUUUGGGAAAAGAACAGUUUUUAGGUGUAUAUUUGAGUGCGGGUGUGAUUGCCAGCUUGUCAAGUAUUAUCUAUAAAACGGUGACUUCUAAGGCAGGACUUUCAAUAGGCGCGUCCGGCGCGAUAAUGGCGAUUUUGGCUUAUGUUUGUGCCAAGUAUCCAGACACGCAGCUAAGCAUAUUAUUCCUGCCUAUGCUGAAUUUUUCGGCGGGAGCGGCCAUUAAAGUUAUAAUGGGAUUCGAUCUGGCUGGUUGCAUAUUAGGCUGGAAGUUCUUUGAUCAUGCUGCGCAUUUAGGUGGUGCUCUUUUUGGACUUUUCUGGGUUUACUUCGGUACAGAAUUAUGGCAGAAGCGGAUACCAUUUCUGACAAUGUAUCAUGAUUUGCGCAAAACUAAAUAGCAGUUCUAAAACAAAAGCUUUUAUGUUAAAUUCAAAACUAGUUAAAACACAUAAUUGUGUGGUCAAUAAUAAUUUUAAAUGCGUAGUUCGGUAAAUUAUUAUUAUUAAGUAGUGAAAACACAUACAUAUUUUUAUGCAUUCUUAUGUAUUUAAAUCGCUAACGUUUUUUCAUGAGGCAAGAACAAAUAAAAGCAAAUCUUAUAUUUCCAAA
This is a messenger RNA of Bactrocera neohumeralis, 1364 nucleotides long. It is a transcript of the gene rho-7, whose product is annotated as presenilins-associated rhomboid-like protein, mitochondrial. The transcript is spliced from 7 exons. Bases 104 to 1153 code for a protein of 349 amino acids. Gene Ontology annotation, cellular component: membrane. The record is from RefSeq and is a predicted model, not a curated record. Lineage: Eukaryota; Metazoa; Arthropoda; Insecta; Diptera; Tephritidae. Gene Ontology annotation, molecular function: serine-type endopeptidase activity.